This is a messenger RNA of Mangifera indica (mango), 2031 nucleotides long. RefSeq names its product AAA-ATPase At3g50940-like. The transcript is spliced from 2 exons. Lineage: Eukaryota; Viridiplantae; Streptophyta; Magnoliopsida; Sapindales; Anacardiaceae. The record is from RefSeq and is a predicted model, not a curated record. Gene Ontology annotation, molecular function: ATP hydrolysis activity; ATP binding. Bases 257 to 1795 code for a protein of 512 amino acids.
ACUUGCAAGUCAAGUCAAGAAGAAUACGAUUGGUUUAUAGUCGAACCCUCAACUGCACUGGGCAAGGAGGAUUGACGGAAACCACAACAAUCUCUCUGUCACUUUCUCAUUUGUCAUUUACAGAUCUGCAUUUUCUCAUACUUUCUAACUCUAAUCUUUCUCUGCCAACGUUGUAACUUUGAAUUAAGCACUACCCAGAAAUAAAAAAUUCAUCUUUUUUUUUAUCUCAUAAACCAAACAACCAAAAGAGGGAAACAUGUUCUUUACUACUACUCAAAUCCCAUCUACCAGGACUAUAAUAUCUGCGGCUGCCUCAGCGGCUGCCGCGGCGGUGCUUGUUCGGAAGCUUGCACAUGACUAUUUGCCUUAUGAGGUACAAACCUACUUGUUCUUGAAGGUUAGAGAUUUCAUUGCACGGUUCUCUAAUGACUUGACUUUAGUCAUUGAAGAAUAUGAUGAUGGUCUUAAUCAAAACAAGCUCUUUAAAGCUGCAACAAUUUAUCUUGAACCCAAAAUCCCCCCUUAUGUGAGAAGACUCAAAAUCAACCUGACAAAAGAAGAAACCAAGGUUUCACUCUCUGUGGAAAAGAAUGAAGAGAUUGUUGAUAAAUUCAAUGGGGUUCAUUUGACAUGGAGAUUUGUAUCAAAACAAACCCCAUCAAAGGUUGUCCACGACCCAGAUCAUUUCGGCUCAAAGGUUCAGAGUGAGGCUAAGUUUUUUGAGCUGAGUUUUCACAAGAAGCAUAAAGAUAUGAUCUUGGAGACGUACAUCCCUCAUAUCAUGAAGAAAUCAAAGGAAAUAAACAAGGAAAAGAAGACUCUGAAGCUUCAUACUUUGAGAUAUGAUCUGAUGCACGGAAGGAAAUCAGAUGUGUGGCAAUCAGUGAAUCUAGAUCAUCCAGCAACUUUUGAUACUCUAGCGAUGGAUUCGAAUUUGAAGAGAAAGUUAAUGGAGGAUCUAGACAGGUUUGUGAAGAGGAAAGAAUUUUACAAGAGAGUGGGGAAGGCAUGGAAAAGAGGGUACUUGUUGUUUGGGCCUCCAGGGACUGGCAAGUCAAGCUUGAUUGCUGCAAUGGCAAAUUAUCUCAACUUUGAUAUUUAUGACUUGGAAUUGGCAAGUGUUGGAGGGAAUAGUGCGUUCAGGAAGUUGUUGGUUACCACGCAGAAUAAAUCCAUCCUGGUUGUAGAGGACAUUGAUUGUUCACUGGAGUUGCAGGAUCGGCUUGCAGAGACAAAGAAGGUUCUUGCUACGAGUUUUAAUCCUAGUCACACAGUUGGAUUAAAUCUACCAAAUCAGUUUCUGGUGACAUUAUCAGGAUUGCUAAACUUCCUAGAUGGGUUGUGGUCAAGCUGUGGAGAUGAGAGGAUUAUAAUCUUCACCACCAAUCACAAACACAGACUUGACCCAGCAUUGUUGCGGCCUGGCCGCAUGGAUGUGCAUAUCCACAUGUCCUAUUGCACACCAUUCGGAUUCAAAGUGCUGGCCUCCAAUUACCUUGGGAUCACAGAGCAUCCACUUUUCACAGAGAUUGAAGAACUGAUAGAGGAAACUAAGGUGACUCCGGCAGAGAUCGCUGAGCAGCUGAUGAGGGAUGAGGAAGUAGAAAUUGCACUCAGAGGCCUGAUUGAGUUUCUUGAGGAUAAGAGAGAAAGUGGUGAAAAUAAAGCUGGUGAAGCUGAAAUGGUAACAAUUGUGGAAGAAGAAGGAAAGAAACAGGGCCAGCCUGAGGGAAAUACAGAUGGAAAAGUUAUUGUGUUUGAUCAAACAAAAUGUGGAAAAGCCCCAAAUCAUUAAUUUAUUGGGCAAUUUGGCACAAUUUUGAAGCCUGGUACGUUGAAUUCUGCCACUCUUAAUCAACUUGUCUAUUUCCAUAAGAUGCCGUAAUUAGACAAUUUUGGUAGGAAUCAAUUCAGUGACACCAGUUUGGCCCUUUUGGCUUGUUUUGAUAGCCAGUUUUCCGAUUUAGAAUUAUCCAUGUUGUUACUGUAAUGGUAUUAAAUUAUAAAUUUAUGUUUCCCCUUUUGUGUUGA